Dunckerocampus dactyliophorus (ringed pipefish) is the source of this 1668-nucleotide messenger RNA. It is a transcript of the gene ca10a, whose product is annotated as carbonic anhydrase Xa. The transcript is spliced from 9 exons. Lineage: Eukaryota; Metazoa; Chordata; Actinopteri; Syngnathiformes; Syngnathidae. Gene Ontology annotation, molecular function: zinc ion binding; carbonate dehydratase activity. Bases 495 to 1481 code for a protein of 328 amino acids. The record is from RefSeq and is a predicted model, not a curated record.
ACUUGACGUUGGUCUCCUGCAUUGAGAGAAGACGCUUCAUCGUAGAUUUUAAAACCUGGCCAAGGCAAGUUAAAGACCUCCAAUGCCAUCCCAUCAUUGAUGACACCAAUAAUUCUCAUUAUUUGUCUUCACACACAAGAUUUGACGAAACUGGGACGUCUUGAGUCGUCGUCGUGAAGCUGCUGUGAUCACUUGGCGUCAUCUGGAUGGAUGUAAAAACAGAAUCCUAUCGGCAGCACAUCUCUUAUUUGUCGUUUGGAAUUAUUCCUCCCGUGUUCCGUCGUUCAUGCUGGAGGAACAUCACGUUUAUUCACCUGCUCUGAUGACCUACUUUGUAUGAUGCGGAAAAUAUCUGGUGGGAGGCUGACAGCACCAACCAGCCUGGGAGGACACACCGUCUGAAAGAAACCCCUUACCUUUACGUCUUCACUUGUUUAUAUUUUUGCCUAUUUACCAUUUUUCGUUCCUGAAUGAACGUGGAAUGAAGAUACAGGAUGGACAUGUUUUGGGAAUUACUAUUCAUUCUCCAAGCCAACUGUAUUACGUGCAUAUCAGCUCAGCCAAAUCCACCAAAAAUUCAUGAAGGCUGGUGGGCAUACAAGGAGGUGGUUCAGGGGAGCUUCGUUCCAGUGCCAUCUUUCUGGGGCCUGGUAAACUCAGCCUGGAACUUGUGCUCAGUGGGCAAGAGGCAAUCGCCAGUCAACAUUGAGACCAGCCACAUGAUUUUUGACCCUUAUCUCACGUCCAUGAAAUUGAACACAGGUGGACAGAAGGUGAGGGGUACAAUGUAUAACACAGGCCGCCAUGUUUCUGUGCGGUUGGACAAGGAGCACCUGGUUAAUAUAUCCGGUGGACCGAUGAUGUACAGCCAUCGUCUGGAGGAGAUCCGGCUACACUUUGGUAGUGAGGACAGUCUGGGUUCUGAACACCUUCUUAAUGGACAGGCCUUCUCUGGAGAGGUUCAGCUAAUUCACUACAAUCACGAACUGUAUACAAAUUAUACUGAAGCCGCCAAAAGCCCGAAUGGACUUGUCAUUGUGUCAAUAUUCAUGAAAAUAGCUGAAAUGUCCAACACUUUCCUGAAUCGAUUGCUUAACAGAGACACCAUCACAAGGGUCACAUAUAAAAAUGAUGCGUAUCUUCUGACAGGCCUAAACAUCGAGGAGAUCUAUCCAGAGACGAGUAGUUUUAUCACGUAUGAUGGUUCAAUGACCAUCCCUCCAUGCUUUGAGACUGCCACAUGGAUACUGAUGAACAAACCAGUUUAUGUCACACGCAUGCAGAUGCACUCUUUGCGCCUUUUGAGUCAAAACCAGCCAUCUCAGAUCUUCCUGAGCAUGAGUGACAAUGUCCGCCCAAUUCAGCCUCUGAUCAACCGCUGCAUCCGCACCAAUAUCAACUUCAACAUGCAGGGCAAAGACUGCCCCAACAACAGGGUUCAUAAGCUUCAGUACAGAGUGAAUGAAUGGUUACUAAAAUAGGAUCCAUCUGAGGAACACAAGUGUCUGAGGUGAAGAAGGAGAGCAACGCAAAGCAUUUGGGGGACCACUGAACAACCAAAGCGUGUCUCUCAUGAUGUGAUGGAAAUGAUUAUUGAUUGUAUACAAAAAUAGGGAACUUUGUAAAGUAUGCAGAGUGGCUCUGCGUUUUUUUUUUUUUUUUUUUUUU